Messenger RNA from Penicillium mononematosum, 1683 nucleotides. Its product is annotated as Zn(II)2Cys6 transcription factor domain-containing protein. The record is from RefSeq and is a predicted model, not a curated record. The transcript is spliced from 3 exons. NCBI's taxonomy places the organism in Eukaryota, Fungi, Ascomycota, Eurotiomycetes, Eurotiales, Aspergillaceae. The coding region runs from base 1 to 1683 and encodes 560 amino acids. Gene Ontology annotation, molecular function: DNA-binding transcription factor activity, RNA polymerase II-specific. Gene Ontology annotation, biological process: regulation of transcription by RNA polymerase II.
AUGUUGAUCACUGAUUAUUACUGCAACUGCGUUCUCAACCCCGAAUGGGACCCAAUCGAGUUCGAACCUCAGAGCGAGCGGUCCCAAAUCCUGCGCCAGCCAGUCGAAUGUAUCCGAGCGAUAUGUCUCACACCCCGCGAGUUCAAUUUUCCAAACACCUGGACCUUUUUCCUAUCCACAUCUGAAGUAAACAUGACGGCGGUAAGACUGCAUUGUCAACCAACCUACGUGCGCCAACCCACCGUUCUUGAAUUUGGCUCCAAAGCCAACAUCGUGUUUCAAAAGAGAUCGACUUUGGUCCCACCCAAUGGGCAACUGACCUUUGUUCUGAGCGUGAACCCGGGAUUUACGGUGGGCGAUAUCCACGAAAUGAUUGUUGCGAAUAAUCGGCACAAAUUUGAGAUUGACGACGAUGGUUGGAAUGGCCGGACCUGGGUCUAUGAUCAAAUCGAUCUCUUCAACCAGCAUGGUAUUCUCGCCAACCAGGAUGAGGUCGCACUGUGUGACGAGAAGAAGCCAGCAUGCUCCAAAUGCAUCCAUCAUGCUAUCGAGUGCGACUUCCUUUCGACAACAUCUAUAUCACCAGCUUCAUCGUCUGCAGCUCCACCCCCAUCCAGGCCUUCAAAGACACAAUUCCGGUUCAAGCCUUCCAAAUACCAACCUGAGGAACGCGCACCCAAGGAUGAAACGAGCCAGCCAUCUUCGCAGACGGUCUCUACAGAAGUCCAACGCGAAAGUUCCAGCGCCAUACCACAGAUUCAGGAUACCCUCUCAUUUGCCGACCUACGACUCUUCCACCACUUCGUCACUGAGACAUACCGCACCAUAACGGACGAAGCAACUGACCACAAGCGAAUUUGGCAAACUCACGUUCCACAAUGGGGAUUCACCUUACCAUCCAUCUUCCACCUCAUAUUGGCGCUGGCAGCCUUGCAUCUGGGCUAUCUUCACCCCGAGGUACGAGACCAGUAUGUGAUGCAGGCGGAUGACCACUUCACCUUUGGCAUUCGAUCUGUGUCGGCUAUUCUAUCGAGCCUUAACUCAGGGAACUGCCAGUCGAUCUACAUGUCGACAGUGCUAGUAUGUUUUGUCUAUUUCGCACACGGUCCAAAACCCGGUGAAUAUCUUGUAUUCAGUGAGACGGGCAAGGCGGAAUGGCUGGUUCUUAUGAGAGGGGUGAGGUCGAUUUUGAUGUCUAGUCAUGACAAAAUCUUUACCGGGGUCUUAGAGAUUCAGCCCGACCCUGCUAUUCAGGGCGUCAGCCACUUGUUACAAGACGAGCUUGGGGAGCAUCAGUCUCGUAUUCAACAACUUCAACGUUUUAUCGAAACCCAAACUAGCGGGAGUUCCACGGGCCAGUUCUACAUCGGUGCACUUGAGAAAUUGCUCCAAAUGUUUGAAGAAGCAUAUCAGUGUCGAAGCGCUGGGAAGGAUGGUGUUCACUUGAUGCCCUUUGUCGUCGGGUGGAUAUACACGCGGCCUGAAGAGUUCAUCAGUCUUCUUGAGGCAAAGGAGCCCCUUUCAUUGGUUGUUCUUGCUUAUUGGAGUAUCCUUUUAAAGUUCAUGGGAUCCUCAUGGCUUAUGAUCGGUUGGGACCGGCAUGUCAUAGCAGGAAUCCGUGAGUGUUUAGCACUCGAAUUCCAUCAAUGGAUCGAGUGGCCUGUGAGUUUUAUUUGCGAUUGA